Drosophila serrata is the source of this 959-nucleotide messenger RNA. RefSeq lists its product as uncharacterized. NCBI's taxonomy places the organism in Eukaryota, Metazoa, Arthropoda, Insecta, Diptera, Drosophilidae. The record is from RefSeq and is a predicted model, not a curated record.
UCAGUCCAAGACUUUCAAGCGCACCAAGUCGCUUCGGCCGUCGUCCGUGGAUAUACAAAUAUUCAUCAAUAUACAUAAUAGUAUUACGUUGUGUUGCCCAACCUUUUCUCGACGGCCAUGAAUCUCCGGUACAUCUGCACACUGUCGCUGGUGCCGACGCUUUGCGUGCUCCUCGUCUUGCUGCUGGAGUAUGUGGAGGAGGGUUUGGCCCAGAACCCUGAUCCAUUAUUCGAACUGCCUGUCCAGCUGGUGGGAUUCCCUGUAAUUGUGCUCUCCGUCCGCCUCUCCCAGUUCGCCAAGAAGCUGGCCUACUCCCUUAGUCCCAGCACAUAUAGAUCUCGCAGUCGUAGGGAUACUGCCCAUCCGCUGUCCCUUGACGCUGAGUUGGCCCAAAAACAGAUCCUGCUGGAGUUUGGGUCGCAGGCUUGCAUCCUGGAGGAACCGUGCCGUGUCCACGCGUCCCGUCACUCGAGUAGCAGCGAACGACGAUUGCCGGGUGAAGGCAAGGCGAAGCCACAUGCCGCCUGGUCGGAGGUCUUGAGGAACUACAAAGUGCAACCAGGGAUUGGUGGCAUGAAGCAAUGGUAUCUUCUCUCCCUAUUCAUCGGUGAUGCUGUGCGGGAUGUGCCGCUGUGCAAGCAUUUGGCGAAAAGGAUGCCCUGUCCAGGAGUUGGACCGCUGCCGCCACCUCAACCCCGCUGAAGACCAAACCCCCAAUUCCCAUAGAUAGCAGGAGGAGAGUGGCUUCAGGAUGGACCUUCCCCCUUUUUUUUAGUCAGUCACAUCGGACAUCUUUGUUAAUCAUCCAUCUUCUGGUCCCUCAUCUCCAUACUCCUCCUUCGUUCACCUCUUUCAUUACGCAGUACUUUUAGUUGCUUUUAAGGGUUUUAAUUUAAACGAACGCUUAGAUUUAUGAGUAAACAAAUGAAAAUAAACAAACCAGUUGGAAAUAAAAAAAA